This is a messenger RNA of Trichomonas vaginalis G3, 1079 nucleotides long. RefSeq names its product organellar and viral DNA polymerase type B. Gene Ontology annotation, biological process: DNA replication. The record is from RefSeq and is a predicted model, not a curated record. NCBI's taxonomy places the organism in Eukaryota, Parabasalia, Trichomonadida, Trichomonadidae. Gene Ontology annotation, molecular function: DNA binding; DNA-directed DNA polymerase activity; nucleotide binding. The transcript has a single exon. The annotation marks the transcript as partial.
AUGACAGAAGUGAAAGGAACUCCCAUCAUUAAAGGUUCACGAACAAUGCAAAUAACUGGCUUAUAUAAAGGAAGGGCAAUUAUUAUAAAAGACUCUUACAGUGUUAUAAAUAAGAAGCUUAAACUAUUUCCUGCUAUGUUUAACUUACAAACAGGACCGAAAGAAGUAUUUCCAUACAACUACUACAGCAGUGUUUUGUUAGCAAAUGACAACAGAACUGGUGUCAUUUCUGAAGCAUGUAAGUUUGUAAGAUAUGAAACGUUCAUGAAAAACAUAGAUUCCAUCAAAGGUUGCAGAAUAGAUGAGAACCACUUCGACUUAGAAAAAUAUAGCACGUUUUACUGCAAACAAGAUGUAAGAAUUUUAAGAGAAGGUUUUGUAAAGUUCCGCAAUGACAUAUUGAAAGAAUUUGAUUUAAACGUUUAUGACUACGUUAGUAUUUGUUCAAUUGCUAACAAAUUAUUUGAGAACAGAGUGUACUUCCCGAAUGGAAAUUUAUAUGACCUCUCAAAUAAACCAAGAGAAUUUAUUUCGAGAUGCAUUCAAGGUGGAAGAUGUAUGUUGUCAGAUAACAUGAAACAAAAGAGCGAAAAGAAACUCAUUGCUGACUUCGACGCUGUUUCAUUAUAUCCAUCAGCAAUUGCAAGAUUGUAUACUUUAGAAGGAAUUCCAAAAGUAUUGAAGGAUGAGAUGUUAAGCACAGAGUAUCUCAUGAGACAUUUAUUCGAUGACGACCAAAAGGAACCCAUUGGUGAAAAGUUUAUGUCUGGCUUCUUUGUUCUCAUUAAGAUAACAGAGAUUGGAAUACAUAGACACUUUCCUUUAAUAGUUUGUGACCCUGAACUAAAUCCAGAACUUAACGUUCCCAGAAGUUCAAACACUUGCUGUUUAAUGUAUGUUGACCAUAUAACAUUACAAGACCUCAUAAAAUAUCAAGGUGUCAAAUGUGAAGUGUUGCAAGGAUACUAUUACGAUGGAAACAGAGAUAUUAGAAUAAGAGAUGAAGUUAAAGAAGUUUUUGAGUUAAGGUUAAAGUAUAAGAAAGAAGGAAAUCCUUUGCAAGAAAAUAUAAAGCUCAU